Molecule: messenger RNA, 3528 nt
Organism: Symbiodinium natans
Lineage: Eukaryota; Dinophyceae; Suessiales; Symbiodiniaceae
Source: the annotation of a GenBank genome assembly
AUGGGUUUUGGCCAGGUAGAAGAGCAGACCAGGAAGAUGCUUGACUUGAUGCACUUUGACUGCAAUGCAGCCCUCAACAAUUUCUUCGGAGCAUGGUCGCCGGAGAAGAAGCAUUGGUGUUGCACCAAACAGGGCAAAGGUUGCGAGGGCUCACGUCCCCCUGCCGUUGAUGCUGGACCUGGCAUGGUAUGGAAGCGCACACAGGUGAACGGGCAUUGGACCUGGGUGGCCGUUGCUGUCGGUCGUCACUAUGACUGCUACGCUGGAUACAGCAACUGGUACUUUGGAUGGUCAGUCUCCAAGAAAGGCUGGUGCUGCGACCAUGAGAAUCGUGGAUGCCCAGGCACCUGGCAUGGUUCCUACAUUUAUGAUUGCAGUGCCGGCUUCUCCAACUGGCUGCAGGGCUGGAGUGCCUCCAAGAAAGACUGGUGCUGCAGAAAGGCGCACAAGGGCUGUGUGAAAUACCACUGCACGGGCAAUGCCGAUCUGUGGGCCUAUGAGAAGCGGAAAUGGUGCUGUGGGCACUUUCGGAAGGGCUGUGCCUACACUACGCUCUCUCCCCUGAAGUGCGACACACCGUGUGAAUUGCACGGUGAGACCGAAACCUGCUUGAAUCGCAUGAAGUGGAAUGCUGAACACAUACUUGCAGGCAGGAGCAACCGGUGCGCGCUUGCCUACAGUAAGGUGCAAGUGGAGUGCGAUGUGUGCCGAUCUUGCAGCUUUCAAGCAGCCUGUGAAGUGCAUUCCGUGGGUACCCUGCCAUUCGACUGCAAUGCAGCCCUCAAGAAUUUCUUCAGAGCAUGGUCGCCGGUGAAGAAGCAUUGGUGUUGCACCAAACAGGGCAAAGGUUGCGAGGGCCCGAUUCCUCCAACGGUUGAUCCUGGACAUGGCAUGGUAUGGAAGCACGCUCUGGUGAACGGGUACUGGACCUGGCAGGCCGUUGCUGUCGGUCGUCACUGCACGGGCAAUGCCGAUCUGUGGGCCAAUGAGAAGCGGAAAUGGUGCUGUGAUUUCUUUCGGAAGGGCUGCACAAACAGGAUGCGUUUGCACAGUGCAGCUGCAAGAGGUGAUGUCCAGGAAGUGGAUGAAAUCUUGACCAAGGUUCCCCAAGCCGUCAAUGCCAAGGGUGAUGGUGGUCAGACUCUGCUUGCUCAGGCUAUCAUCAGUGGUUCUGAGGCAACCGUACAGGCUGUCCUGAGGCAUAGGGCAGAUGUGAAUGCCGUUAUGAAGCGCGGGUAUACCGCUUUGGUAGUCGCAGCAAGUCAAGGCACAGCCAAUAUGGUGCAAGACAUCCUGAACUCCAGGGCCAAUCCAAAUGCUCACCGGGCGGAUGGCUCCACAGCUUUGACGCUUGCAGCUGAAACCGGACAUGCAGCUACAGUCCGGAUCAUCCUGGGCAGCAGCAAUGCUGACAUCAAUACAGUGACACACUUCGGUGAGACAGCCUUGAUGCUGGCCAGCCACAGCGACAAAGAAUCCGCUGCGAAGGUACGCAGCAUACUUGCACACAAGCCCAAUUUGCAAGUUACAAGACCUCUUGAUGGCUCCACUGCCCUGCAUUUGGCUCUGCAUUCGGGGCAUGUCGCUUCUGCCAAGUUACUUGUCAAGGCUGGUGCAAAGAAAAAUCCGCUGACCUUGGCAGGCGAAACCCCGCUGAUGAAAGCAGUACAGAAGGGCGGCAACCGGAGCACCAUCCGAUGGCUUGUGAGACAUGGUGCGCAAGUUGACCAGCGGUCCAAGUCUGGCAUGACUGCCCUGCGGUUGUCAAAGCAGAAGCAGUUCAGUGAUCACCAGAUUCUACGCCAACAGCUUCGUCACCUUGUGCGGUCGAUGCAGUACCCAAAUGCCACGCUGUGGCAUACCAAGCAGGCAAAGACCGAGAGCAAUAUUGCCAAAGCCAAAGAGCUCAUGGAGCGUGAACCAGAGGCCGCUGUCCUCUUCAAGCAAUUGCUGCAGCUGGCACGAGAUGAGGCUUCAGCGAAGAAUCUGUCCAAGUUUCUUGUGCAACAGACGCCACAAGCGUCCAGUACUUUGGUGCAAAAACUAGGCUCAACAACAUGGUGGUCAGCGUUUCUGCAGAAGCUGGACGCAGCCAAGUACUGCUUGGCCUGGGGCAUGAUCCUUGGUGCUCUAGGCGGAUCAGCUCUGGCGUGCAUGAAAUUAUCCUGGUCCGAGACAGAGAACAGCAGCAAUGAAGAUGGGCUGGAGCUUGGGGCUCGUCGGAUUGCCCUCAAGGCUUUGGUUCCAACGGCAUACCGCCUACGAUGUCAGGCUUGGCGCGCUGUGGAAGCUGCGGCUGGGGCCGCAACCAAGGAGGCUGUUAGCACUAUCUUCCUGCCCCUGGGAUAUGCCAUGCUGUGGUUGGAUUGGAAGGUCAUGGGCGCGUUUUAUGUCACCUUCUACAUCCUGCCGGCUAGUCUUCAUUUGGGUUGGUCUGAGAUCAGAAAGCAUCCGGUUCUGGUCUUGGUCGACUCGGGAAAAGCGGUCUCAGCUGUAACGUUCUUCCGGGUGCUGGCCACUUGUGCUCUGUUGUACAUCACAAAUGCCAUGCGUCAUGAGUGCAAUGAUGAAGUACACUACUUGGUUUAUGGGGAGUUCGAACACAAAGACAGAUGCAAUGGUCCCCUUUCCCAGCUCAUGGUCAACAGUCAUGGUCUUCCGGGCUGGCUAGGGGAACCUAUACUCAGCCGUAGUUCGGCUGAGCUAGUAUGCCCAGCCACAAACAAGAUGACCUCUGCCUCUGACUGGUACUUCGACUAUUUGGGUUUCAUCUGGUGGCUUUCGCUGCUUUGGCUCGCACUUGUACUGCGAAACAUAGUGGCACAGAUCAGUGGAUGCAGCCGGCAGCAGGAUCUCGAAAAGAGAAGCUCACAGGUGCAGCGGCUAGCCCUUGAAAUCCGGUUUGCAGGAAAUCGCCAGGGCAUCGAAGAACUCACCAGAGCGCAGCAAAUCGUUCAGCCUGAGGAGGCCUGGGCGGUUCCUGCCGGCAUCUUCCCGCGUCUCUUGCUAUGCCUGGUUGAUGCUGUGAUCAUGGACCUGCUAAGCAUCUUCAACUACAUUCGCAGCACACAGUCCGUUUUUGCAGGGAUAUUGAUUUUCAUUACAGCCUUCUCCUUCUUCCUGGAGUGCAUUGCAGGAGGUGUCUGUGGCUUGGUGCGAGAGGUCCGCGUCUCAAUUGAGAAGGGCAUUGUGACGUCCAAGCUGCAGACCUUCCUAGAGCUAGAACAAAGUUUCGAGGCUCCACUGGCCCUUUGUUUCACAGUUUAUGCAUGGAAUUUCAGCAUUCAGGACCAGUUCUCACUCGUACAGGGCCUUGCUUCGCUGGCUAUUUCGCUGUACAGCUUUACCGAUUACAUUUGCUGGUUGGUGGACUUGGAUCUGCACAAGCCACAGCAGCUCGGUGCAGAAGAUUUGAAGCUUUAUUGGAAACUGAAAGAAGAAGCCUCAGGGACUCAAAGUCCACAAGGUGAAGCCACUUCAGCAUUCUGCUGCUGGGGCAAUAAGAGCCGAGUCCUCGUAGCGUUAUGA